Messenger RNA from Stegastes partitus (bicolor damselfish), 14205 nucleotides. RefSeq names its product dynein, axonemal, heavy chain 5 like (gene dnah5l). The transcript is spliced from 95 exons. NCBI's taxonomy places the organism in Eukaryota, Metazoa, Chordata, Actinopteri, Pomacentridae. Gene Ontology annotation, biological process: microtubule-based movement. Gene Ontology annotation, molecular function: ATP hydrolysis activity; dynein intermediate chain binding; ATP binding. Bases 1 to 13917 code for a protein of 4638 amino acids. Gene Ontology annotation, cellular component: axonemal dynein complex. The record is from RefSeq and is a predicted model, not a curated record.
AUGGCAGAUCCAGACUCUCCGUCUCCAGCUGAGGUUCCACAGGGAGGACGGCCGUCCAUCGUUCCCCCACACAGCAGCUGCCGGGCCGGGCUGAGCGGCUCCGCUCCGUCCCCGGACACGGAGCUCCAGGCGGGAGGGCAGGGACGGAGGUCUGGCCCAGAACGGAGCCUCGGUCCUGGGCUGAGGAGCCACACUGGACCUGGGAGGGAGGAAGAUGUGGCGGCCAGACGACACCGGCCAAUAGGAGGCCAGAGCCUGACAGCCGUUGAUCACAUGACUUGUGCCUCCUCGGUGAGGAACCAGAAACAGCCACAGGAGGCGCUGUGGCGCUCUGAGGUAGUUCUCAGCCUCAGCAGGCUGCUGCUGUUUGGAACACCUGUAAAAACCAGAGACGUUCCAGUCCGACCUCAGAGAUGGGGUUGGAUUCUGGCCGUCACUGUCGAGCUGACUGGCAUCAGCUUCGUCCUGAUGGUGGCCGGUAAAAGGAUGUUGCUGCUGUCCAAUGAGGCGAGGAGAGAGAUAGCCAAGCAGGCCAGAGCCAUGAAGGAGGAGAGGCGAGCAGCGCUGGACGCCCGACACGAACACCUGAUGGGCAGGCUGGUGGAUGCUGGGACGCUGCAGCAGCCGGAGGUGGAGGACGCCCUCAUCUCUGAUGACAAGUUCUGCCUGAUCGAUGAUUUCUUUGCUGCAAAUGGAUCCAGGAAGCUGAUUUUCUUCUGUCAGAGCGUGAAGCAGAGUCUGGCCUCCUCUCAGCCCUGCUUCAUGGAGUCGAGCUCAGCUGUGGCUCAGAGGAAACUCUUCCUGUCGACUGGCAGCUCUGAGCCUUUACUGGGGAAAUGUCUGUUCUUCCUGAGAACCACCGACAAGGCGAUAACCGCCGCCAACGUCCAGCAGGAGGUGACCUUGGGCGUGUUGGACUGCAGCGACGGCAGCUUCCUCAGCAGUCUGGAAACCCUGCUGGCUGGCAUCAUGCUACCGGCCCUCCGGUCCCAGCAGACGUGGGGCUCUGUGCCGGAGGCGGCAUCCUGCCCUCAUGUCCACGGCUUUCUGUCCUCGGUGGAUCGGUUUGUCUGGAAUCUGAGCUCAGCCAGGAUCAACAUGGAGAGGAAGUUCCAGCUGCAGCAGGUGGAGCUGCCUGACGUCAUCAGCCAGCUGAGCAGCCCUGCAGACUACACCGCUGCAGCCAGUAACGGCGAGCUGGUGGAGCGUCUGGAGGGCGUGGCCUCGGUGUGGACCAAUCAGAUCAAGCAGGUGCUGACGGAGAGCGAACAGAUCAGGAAGGAGGCCGAUGACGUCGGACCGUCGGCCGAGCUGCAGCACUGGAAGAGACGCAUGGUCACCUUCAGCAGUCUGAUGGAGGAAGUGAAGCGUCCUCAGGUGAAAAGGACUCUGGGAGUUCUGCAGGUCGCCAAGUCCCGGAUGCUUCGAGCCUGGAGAGAGCUGGAUGCGGACAUCACUGUGGUGGCCAACGAGGCGAAGGACAACGUGAGGUAUCUGUCCACCCUGGACAGGUUCUUCGGACCGCUGGGGAAAUGCACUCUGACCAGCACGCUGCAGCACGUUCCCAGUCUGAUGAGCAGCAUCCGGAUGAUCCACAGCGUCUCGCAGCACUACAACACCUCAGACAGGAUGACCGCCCUGCUGCUCAGCGUCUCCAACCACAUGAUCGCCACCUGCAGGAGCCACCUGUCGCAGGGCGUGAGCCGCCUCUGGGACCUGAGCAGGCCGGUGCUGCUGCAGAGAAUCUCCGACUGCUGCCACCUGAAGGUGGCGUAUCAGAGGAGCUUCCAGAGCGUCCGAGAUCAACUGAGAGAGAAGCCUGAGCAGCGACAGUUUGACUUCAGUGAGAACUACAUCUUUGGGCGGUUUGAGGCUUUCUGCAGGCGUCUGGAGAAGAUCGCUGACAUGGCGUCCACCCUGGAGAGCCUGGCUGCUCUGCAGAACAUGAAGGUGGAGGGGGUGGAGGAGAUCCGCGUUCGCUGUCAGAGCAUCGUGUCGGCGACCGAGUCCAAGAGCUACGACAUCCUGGACCACCGCAGGCCCGAGUUUGACAGUGACUUUGCAGACUUCCGGUUCCAGGUCCAGACGGUGUUUCAGUCUCUUCAGUCUCUGCUGGAGUUCUGGUUCAGCCGGUGUGUCACUCUGGAGGAGGCGCUGCAGCAGCUGGUGGCGCUCGAGUCCGGUCCGGUGGCCCAUCUGGACCUGCAGCGCUUCUACCUGCUGCUGCUGCAGCGCUACAGCGGAGAGCUGGAGCUGCUGAGGAGAACCUACCAGAGGGAUCGAGACGGACCUCCCACCGGACGCAACCUGCCACCGGUGGCCGGCAGGAUCCUGUGGUGUCGUCAGCUCUUCAGGAGGCUGGAAGCUCCCAUGCUGGUCCUGAAGAAGAAGCUGGACGUCCUCCAGGGACCGCAGGCGACCCAGCUGAUCCGCAGCUACAACAGGACGGCCGUGGUGCUGCUGCAGUAUGAGGCGCUGCACCUGCAGGGCUGGAGGCAGGCUGCAGAGGGCGCCCCGUAUCGCCUCAGCGCCGCCCUGCUGGUCCGGCACGAAAACAGCAAGGCCCUCUACGUGAACCUGGACCCUGUGGUUCUGGAGGUGCUGCAGGAGGCCCGGUGGAUGACCAGGCUGGGUGUGACGGUGCCACCGGUCAUCCUCAAAAUGGCCUCCAGAGAGGUGGCGCUCAAAGCUCUGCACAGCCGGCUGCUCCAGCUGCUCCAGGACUACAGCUCGGUGCUGGCCAGCAUCCCUGCCCUCCUGGUCCCUGUCCUGCAGCCCUUCAUCAGCCGGGUGGAGGCGGCGCUCUCCCCUGGACUCACCACGCUGUCCUGGACCGCUCUCAGCACCGACGCUUUCAUAGACGGCGUGUACGCGGCUCUCACAGAACUGGACCAGGUUGCCAAAAUGGCCACGGACCUGCUGGACUGUCGCAUCGCUCGCCUGCUCCAGUCCAUGUCGUCCUGCCGCCUGCUGCUGCUGCCUGAAGACUCACCUGUCUCAGCUGAGGAGCUGCUGCAGCAGACGGACGGAUCAGUGCGGGCCGCCGCCGCCGCCCUGAGCCGGUCGCAGAGUCAGCAGGUGGAGAUGCUGGUGUUUGAGCUGGUCGACGAGCUGAAGAGGAAGAUGAAGGCGACGGACGCCGUUAGCCUGCAGGUAACGGUGACGCCACCCAGACAACCGAGCCGAGUCGGCGCCGCGACUCCACCGUUAAACCUCUGGUCUCGUCCUCAGGGGUCCUUCCAGUGUCUCCAUCCAGACUCCAGACACAAGAGCCGCUGCCUGGCCUGUCUUCCCUGUCGCUUCUACAACCUGAUUGGUCACCUGUGUCACCGGAACGCCGAGGCGCUGCUCACAGCCGUCAGACGCAGCCUGGAGGCCCUGACCAGGCGGCUCUCUGCUCCUGGCCCUCUGCUCAGAGCCUCCGUCCGCCGGUGCAGCGGCGGCGUGGAGCCGAAUCCCAGCCUGGAGCAGCUGCAGACUGCAGUGAACCAGGUGCUGACCACCUUGCUGUCUGCAACCAAUCACGUCCCUCUGUGGAGCUACACUCACCUGCAGCUCAGGCAGCAGCAGGUGGAGCAGGCGGCGGCUCCUGAUGCAGGUGAGGACGUCCAGGUGAAACCGGCGGUGCUGCGACCGCUGGACAGACAGCUGGCCGAACACAGAGACGUGUCCAAGCUACUGGUGCUGCUCGGCUCCGUCGUGUCGGCUCUGAAGGCUGCGGCUGCCGAAGCCCUGAGUCAGCUCACCGGACUCUCUGCUCUGUGGGACCAGGACCCGGAGCAGCAGCUGCAGGACUUCCUGCGCAGAGAUCCGUCGCUGCAGGAGUUCAGCGCUCACGUCUGCUGCUACUCUAAGCUGGAGGAGCAGAUCGCGGAGCUGCCGGCCUUUCUCACCGUGGGUCCGGUUCUUCUCGACACCGACCAGCUGAAGCUGGCGCUCGCUCACGAGUGUCGUCUCCACAAACGAGCCUUCGGCGCCGCGCUGAACCGCCGGGCGUCCGCUGACAUGAACGCCGUCUUCUCAUUGGUGGAGGGGCUGACCAAGCGCCUGCAGCGUCCAAUCACGGACCUGGAGGACGUGGGAGACGCGAUGGCGGCGCUCAGAGAGGUUCGGGAGGAGGAGGCUCGUAUCGACGCCACCAUCGGCCCGGUGGAGGAAUCCUUCGCUCUGCUCGGCAAACACCAGCUGCUCUUCAGCGACGGGAACGCAGAGCGCGUGGAUGGACUGAUGUACGCCUGGAGGAACCUCAACGCUCUGGUGGUGCAGAACCAGAACGUCCUGGUGGAGAUUGAACCCAGCAUGAAGGCCGAGCUGCUGAGCGCAGUGCGGAGCUUCCAGAGCAGCGUCGACAGCUUCUGCUCCGACUACAGCCUCAGGGGCCCCGGCGUGGACGGCGCCGCCCCGGCUGAAGCCAGCGAGCGUCUGCAGAGCUUCCAGGCCGAGUUCGAGCAGCUGUGGGAUAAAUACACGACCUACUCGGCAGGGGAGGAGCUGUUCGGACUGCCGCCUCACGAGUUUCCUGAGCUGCACCGGAUCCGGAGGGAGCUCUCUCUGCUGUCCAGACUCUACUCUCUGUACAACUCGGUCACCGGCAGCGUCGCCGGCUACUACGACCUCCUGUGGGCGGAGCUCAACAUCGACAAGGUCAACGCGGAGCUGCAGGACUUCCAGAACAGAUUAGUCCCUGAACCACCCGGUCCUGGUUUCCACAGAGGUCUGACCAUCAAAGCUAACGCCGUGCUGCCCAGACACUGGACUCGCCUCAGCCAUCUGACCGGCCACAGCUUCCAGGUGGAAUCAGAGAGUUUCUCCCUCAGAAACAUCAUGGAGGCGCCGCUGCUGAAAUACAAGGAAGACAUCGAGGACGUGUGCAUCGGCGCCGUGAAGGAGCAGGACAUCGAGGCCAAGCUGAAGGACGUCGCGGCCGAGUGGAGCAGCCGGACGCUCAGCUUCGCCACCUUCAGGACCAGAGGGGAACUGCUGCUCCGAGGGGCCGAGACCGCCGAGAUCGUCUCCGUGAUGGAGGACAGUCUGAUGGUGCUGACGUCGCUGCUGAGCAACAGGUACAACGCUCCGUUCAAGCCGUCCAUCCAGCUGUGGGUCCAGAAACUCUCCAACGCCUCCGAGGUCAUCGAGAAGUGGCUGUCGGUUCAGAACCUGUGGAUCUACCUGGAGGCGGUGUUCGUGGGCGGCGACAUCGCCAAGCAGCUGCCUCAGGAGGCCAAACGCUUCCAGAACAUCGACAAGUCCUGGCAGAGGAUCAUGCAGCGAGCGCACGAGCUUCCCAACGUGGUGCAGUGCUGCGUGGGAGACGAGGCGCUCAGCCAGCUGCUGCCUCACCUGCUGGAGCAGUUGGAACUCUGUCAGAAGUCUCUGUCCGGUUACCUGGAGAAGAAACGCCUGGUGUUUCCACGCUUCUUCUUCGUGUCCGACCCUGCGCUGCUGGAGAUUCUAGGCCAAGCCUCAGACUCACACACGAUCCAGGCUCACCUGCUCAGCCUCUUUGACAACGUGAACCGAGUUGUUUUCAGUGAGAAGCUCUACGACCAGAUGAUCAGUUUUCAGUCGCAGGAGGGAGAAACCGUGGAUCUGAACCGGCCCGUCCUGGCUCAGGGCAAUGUGGAGGUGUGGUUAGGACAGCUGCUGGCCGGGGUGAGGCUCACCCUCCACGCCAUCAUCCGUCAGGCCCAGUUGGCGGUCGGCGCCCCCGGCCUGAAGCUGCUGGAGUUCCAGUCGGCGUUUCCAGCUCAGGUCGGCCUGCUGGGAAUCCAGAUGAUCUGGACCAGAGAUGCAGAGGAAGCACUCGUCAUCAGCAAGUCUGACAAGAAGAUCAUGCAGACGACCAAUCAGAAGUUCCUGGACAUCCUCAACGAGCUGAUCGACAUGACGACGAAGGAGCUGAGCAGGAACGAGAGGACCAAGUACGAGACGCUCAUCACCAUCCACGUCCACCAGAGAGACAUCUUUGACGACCUGGUGCGUCUGAACGUGCGAUCGGCGUCAGACUUCGAAUGGCAGAAACAGUCGAGGUUUUACUUCGUGGAGGAAACGGACAGAUGUGUCAUCCAGAUCACCGAUGUGGAGUUCAGCUACUGCAACGAAUAUCUGGGCUGCACAGACAGGCUGGUCAUCACCCCGCUGACAGACAGGUGCUACAUCACUCUGGCCCAGGCCCUGGGGAUGAGUAUGGGCGGAGCUCCGGCCGGUCCAGCAGGUACAGGUAAAACGGAGACCACCAAAGACAUGGGCCGCUGUCUGGGGAAGUACGUGGUGGUCUUCAACUGUUCUGACCAGAUGGACUACAGAGGCCUGGGUCGCAUCUACAAAGGUCUGGCUCAGUCCGGAGCCUGGGGCUGCUUCGAUGAGUUCAACCGCAUCGAGCUGCCGGUGCUCUCUGUCGCCGCUCAGCAGAUCUACAUCGUCCUGCAGUGCAAGAAGAACAAGAAGAAGCAGUUCGUCUUCACCGACGGCGACGUGGUCGACAUGGACCCAGAGUUCGGCAUCUUCCUCACAAUGAACCCCGGUUACGCCGGCCGCCAGGAGCUGCCCGAGAACCUGAAGAUCCAGUUCCGCACGGUGGCCAUGAUGGUUCCGGACCGAGCCAUCAUCAUGAGGGUCAAACUGGCCAGCGCAGGUUUCCGGGACAACCAGGUUCUCAGCAGGAAGUUCUACACCCUGUACAAGCUGUGUGAGGAGCAGCUGUCCAAACAGGUCCAUUACGAUUUUGGUCUGAGGAACAUUUUGUCGGUUUUGAGGACGCUGGGAUCCGUGAAGAGGUCGAACCCUUCAGAACCGGAGAAGACGGUGGUGAUGAGGGUCCUGAGAGACAUGAACCUCUCCAAGCUGGUGGAUGAAGACGAGCCUCUGUUCAUGAGUCUGAUCAACGACCUGUUUCCUGGCAUCGUUCUGGACAAAGCAGGUUAUCCCGACCUGGAGGCGUCCAUCGUCCGUCAGGCCCAGCAGGCCGGGCUGAUCCCUCAUCCCCCCUGGACCCUCAAGCUGGUCCAGCUCUACGAGACGCAGAGAGUCCGGCACGGGAUGAUGGCGUUGGGCCCCAGCGGCGCCGGGAAGUCGGCCUGCAUCCUCACGCUGAUGAAGGCCAUGGGGGAGUGCGGCGCCCCCCACAGGGAGAUGAGGAUGAACCCCAAAGCCGUGACGGCGUCGCAGAUGUUCGGCACGCUGGACGUCACCACCAACGACUGGACGGACGGCGUCUUCUCCACGCUGUGGAGGAAAACUCUGAAGGCCAAGAAGGGGGAAAACAUCUGGAUCGUGCUGGACGGUCCUGUGGACGCCAUCUGGAUUGAGAACCUGAACUCAGUUCUGGACGACAAUAAAACCCUGACGCUGGCGAACGGAGAUCGAAUCCCCAUGGCGCCCUGCUGCAAGAUUGUCUUUGAACCCCACAACAUCGACAACGCCUCCCCGGCCACGGUGUCCAGGAACGGGAUGGUGUUCAUGAGCUCGUCGGUGCUCGGCUGGAGCUCCAUCCUGCAGGCCUGGCUACAGAAACUACCGGAGCAGCAGGCCGACUCCCUGAAACGCUGCUUCCACUGCUGCUACCAGGACUUGCUGGACUUUGUGUCCACUGCUGUGUCUCCCAAGAUGCAGGUUCUGGAGUGUAUGUACAUCAGACAGACUAUCGACCUGCUGCAGGGUUUGCUCCCAGCGGUGGAGGACAAACAGGGUUGCCAUGGGGACGUGGGUCGACUGUUUGUUUUUGCGGUCAUGUGGUCUCUGGGCGCCCUGCUGGAGCUGGACGACCGAGCCAAGAUGGAGGCCUUCCUGAAGGGCUACAGCUCGUCUCUGGACCUGCCGCCCACUCAGGACGAGCAGACCAUGUUUGAGUUCACGGUUGGAGAGCAGGGGCAGUGGCAGCACUGGUCCGAUAAGGUCCCGGACUACGUCUACCCCAAAGACCACGUCCCCGACUACUCGUCCAUCUUGGUUCCCAACGUGGACAACGUGAGGACGGACUUCCUGAUGCGGACCAUCAUGAAGCAGGGGAAGGCUGUGCUGCUGAUCGGGGAGCAGGGAACCGCCAAGACCGUCAUGAUUAAAGGCUACACGGGUAAGCUCGACCCAGAGCUCCACCUCAGUAAGACGCUGAACUUCUCGUCGGCCACGCUGCCCGGCAUGUUCCAGAGGACCAUUGAGAGCUACAUCGAUAAACGGAUGGGCGCCACCUACGGGCCGCCGGCCGGACGCAGGAUGACCGUCUUCAUAGACGACAUCAACAUGCCCGUGAUCAACGAAUGGGGAGACCAGAUAACCAACGAGAUCGUGCGUCAGCUGAUGGAGCAAAGAGGCUUCUACAGCUUGGAUCGUCCAGGAGAGUUCAUCACCGUGGUGGACGUUCAGCUGGUGGCGGCCAUGAUCCACCCCGGCGGCGGUCGCAACGACAUCCCUCAGCGCCUGAAGAGGCAGUUCUCCGUCUUUAACUGCACGCUGCCCUCCAACUCGUCCAUCGAUAAGAUCUUCGGCACCGUGGCUCAGGGAUACUUCUGCCCAGAGAGAGGCUUCCCUCAGGCGGUCUGUGAGCUCGCCGCCGCCCUCGUCGCCUCCACCAGGCGGGUGUGGCAGGCCGUGAAGGCCAAGAUGUUACCGUCUCCUGCCAAGUUCCACUACAUCUUCAACCUGAGGGACCUGAGCAGAAUCUGGCAGGGGAUCCUCACAGUGAAGUCUGAGGUGUGUCGCAGCUCUGAUCUGCUCGCUGCUCUCUUCCAUCACGAGUGCAGCAGAGUGAUCGCCGACCGAUUCGUCGACAGCAGCGACAGACAGACGUUCACCUCCAUCAUGGAGAAGAUCACAGUGGAGGAUCAUGGGAGGGCGCUGACUGAGCAUGCUCAGUGGAACAGCUGCUUUGUGGACUUCCUGCGUGACGCCCUGGAGGCGACAGGCGACGACCCAGAAGAGACAGAACUGGAGGCUCCGAAGGUGUAUGAGCCAGUCCCGUCGCUGGAUGUUCUGGCGGAGCGGCUGGCGCUGUUCCAGCAGCAGUACAACGAGGCGGCGAGAGGCGGAGCCAUGGACCUGGUGUUCUUCAAGGACGCGAUGAAGCACCUGAUGCGGAUCUCUCGCAUCCUGAGGACUCCGCAGGGAAACGCCCUGCUGGUCGGGGUCGGCGGGUCGGGGAAGCAGAGCCUGACGAGGCUGGCGUCCUUCAUCGCUGGAUACCAGACCUUCCAGAUCACCCUGACCAGGUCGUACAGCAGCAGCAACCUCCUGGAGGACCUGAAGUUUCUGUACCGUGUUGCCGGUCAGCAGGGAAAAGGCGUCACGUUCAUCUUCACCGACAACGACAUCAAGGACGAAUCCUUCCUGGAGUACAUGAACAACGUCCUGGCGAGUGGCGAGGUCUCCAACCUGUUUGCUCGCGACGAGCUGGACGACAUCGGCCAGGACCUGGUUCCCGUCAUGAAGCGGCACAGUCCUCGCCGAGCUCCAACCCCGGAGAACCUCCACGACUUCUUCCUGUCCCGAGUGCGCAGCAACCUCCACGUCGUCCUCUGCUUCUCGCCCGUCGGGGAGAAGUUUCGCACUCGAGCCUUGAAGUUCCCGGGUCUCGUGUCGGGCUGCACCGUGGACUGGUUCCAGCGCUGGCCCCGGGACGCCCUGACCGCCGUGUCGCAUCACUUCCUUUCUCAGUACCAGGACCUGCGCUGCUCCGAGGACAUGAGGCGGAGCGUGGUGGUCGCCAUGGGAACCUUCCAGGACCUGGUGGCCGAGAAGUGCGGCGAGUAUUUCGAGCGUUUCCGCCGCCCGACAUUCGUGACGCCGAAGUCCUUCCUGUCCUUCAUCGACAGCUACAAGGUCAUCUACGGCGAGAAGAUCGCGCACGUCGGCACGCUGGCCGAGCGCAUGAAGACAGGUCUGUGUAAGCUGAUGGAGGCGGAGCAGGAGGUGUCUCGGCUCUCCGACCAGCUGCUGCUGAAGGAGCAGGAGCUCGCCGUCGCCUCCCGGAGGGCAGAAGGAGUCCUGCAGGAGGUCACGGCUAAAGCUCAGGCUGCUGAGAAGGUGAAGCAGCAGGUGCAGAAGGUGAAGGACAAAGCUCAGCUCAUCGUGGACGAGAUCGAAGCCGACAGAACGGCAGCAGAGUCCAAGCUGGAGGCGGCCAAGCCGGCGCUGGAGGCCGCCGAGGCUGCACUGCAGACCAUCAGACCUGCUGACAUCUCCACCGUCAGGAAGCUGCAGAAACCUCCUCACCUCAUCAUGAGGAUCAUGGACGCCGUGCUGCUGCUGUUCCAGAGGAAGAUCGAGCCGGUGACCGCCGACCCUGAGCGCCCGUGUCCUCGCCCUUCGUGGGCCGAAGCCAUGAAGCUGAUGCAGAACUCGUCCUUCCUCCACCAGCUGCUCAGCUUCAGCAAGGACUCCAUCACAGCGGAGGUGGUGGAGCUGCUCGCGCCCUACCUGGACAUGGACGACUACAACAUGGAGUCGGCCAAGAGGAUCUGCGGGAACGUGGCGGGCCUCUGCUCCUGGACCCAGGCCAUGGUGGACUUCUUCAGCAUCAACAAGGAGGUGCUGCCUCUGAAGGCUAACCUGGCCCUGCAGGAGGCUCGUCUGCUGGUUGCUCAGGCUGAACUCGCUAAAGCUCAGGAUCAGCUGGACGCUAAACAGCAGGAGCUGGACGCUGUGCAGGCUCUCUACGACGCUGCCAUGAAGGAGAAGCAGGACCUGCAGGACGACGCCCAGACCUGCCGCCGCAAGAUGUCCAACGCCACAGCUCUGAUCGACGGGCUGGGAGGAGAGAAGGUCCGCUGGACCGACAGCAGCGCUGGGUUCCAGACUCAGAUCAGAAACCUGGUGGGGGACGUCCUUCUGUCCACGGGCUUCCUGUCCUACGCCGGACCCUUCAACCAGGAGUACCGCCGGCUGCUGCUGGAGCUGUGGAAGAAGGACAUGGAGGACAAACGCAUCCCCUUCAGCCCUGGCCUGAACGUGAUUGGUCUGCUGGUGGACGGCGCCACGGUGAGCGAGUGGAACCUGCAGGGUUUGCCCGGCGACGACCUGUCCGUGCAGAACGGCAUCGUGGUGACGAAGGCGUCCCGCUACCCGCUGCUGAUCGACCCCCAGGGCCAGGCCAAGACCUGGAUCCAGAACCGAGAGCGGGAACAGCAGCUGCAGGUGACGUCUUUGAACCACAAAUACUUCCGUUCCCACCUGGAGGACAGUCUGUCUCUGGGGCGCCCCCUGCUGCUGGAGGACGUGGGGGAGGAGCUGGACCCCGUCCUGGACAACGUCCUGGACAAGAACUACAUCAGGUCCGGAUCCACUUACAAGGUGAAGGUUGGAGAUAAGGAGGUGGAUGUGAUGCAGGGCUUCAGGCUGUACAUCACCACCAAGCUGGCCAACCCGGCCUACAGCCCCGAGGUCAGUGCCCGGACGGCGGUGGUGGACUUCACGGUGACCCGGCGAGGCCUGGAGGACCAGCUGCUGGGCCGAGUCAUCCUGCUGGAGAAGCAGGAGCUGGAGGCGGAGCGAGUGAAGCUGCUGGAGGAGGUGACGUCCAACAGGAGGAGGAUGCAGGAGCUGGAGGACAGCCUGCUGCUCCGGCUCACCAGCACCCAGGGCUCCCUGGUGGAGGACGAGUCCCUGAUCCAGGUCCUCCGGGUCACCAAGAGCACGGCUCAGGAGGUGAGUGAGAAGCUGUCGGUUGCCGCGGACACGGAGGUGAAGAUCACCCGGGCCAGGGAGGAGUACCGGCCGGUGGCCACCAGGGGCAGCAUCCUCUACUUCCUGGUGGUGGAGAUGUCGCUGGUGAACGUCAUGUAUCAGACGUCGCUGCGGCAGUUCCUGGGGCUGUUCGACUCGUCCAUGAGGAACUCCGCCAAGAGUCAGCUGACGUCCAAACGCAUCAGCAGCAUCGUCGACUUCCUCACCUGCCAGGUGUUCUGCUACACAGCCAGAGGUCUGUAUGAGGAGCACAAGCUGCUCUUCACUCUGCUGUUGGCUCUGAAGAUCGACCUGCAGGCCCGAAACAUCUCGCAGCCCGAACUGCUCACCUUCAUCAAAGGUGGUGCCUCUUUGGACCUGAACUCUGUAGAACCUAAACCUCGACGCUGGAUCUUGGACCAGACGUGGCUGAAUCUGGUGCAGCUGUCCGCCCUUCCUCCCUUCAGCCGGAUCCUGAUCCAGGUGAACCAGAACGAGCGAUCCUGGAGGACGUGGUUUGACCAGCCGGCGCCCGAAGAAGCUCCGCUGCCCGACGGGUACGAGGAGAAGCUGGACGCCUUCCGGAAGCUUCUGCUCAUCCGGAGCUGGUGUCCCGACCGAACCACCGCUCAGGCUUGGCACUACAUCUCCGAGUCUCUGGGUCAACGGUACGCUGAGGGUUUGGUUCUGGACCUGGACGCCAUGUUGGCAGAGAGCGACAACAGGACGCCGAUGGUCUGUCUGCUGUCGAUGGGCUCCGACCCGACGGAGAACAUAGAGAGACUGGCCAAGAGCAAGGGGGCGCCGUGCCGUCCCAUCUCCAUGGGGCAGGGCCAGGAGGUUCACGCUCGCAGGCUAUUGGCCAACAGCAUGACGGACGGCGGCUGGCUCCUCCUCCAGAACUGCCACCUGGGACUGGACUUCCUGGACGAGCUGCUGGAGACGGUCACCGCGGCGACACCGGACGACGUGCACGCAGGUUUCCGGGUGUGGCUGACGACCGACGUGCACGACAGGUUCCCCAUCACGUUCCUUCAGUCGUCCAUCAAGUUCACCAACGAACCUCCUCUAGGUGAGGUCCAGUAUGGCGGCCGGGUGACCGAUGACCUGGACAAACGUCUGCUCAACACCUUCACCCGUGUCUGGUUCGGUGGGAACACCUUCAGUGACAAGUUCUGCUUCUAUCGGGGCUACAGCAUCCCAGCCGAGGCCCGGACGGUCCAGGACGUCCUGCAGCACAUCGACGCCCUUCCGCUGGUCGACUCCCCGGAGGUGUUUGGGCUCCACCCCAACGCUGACAUCACCUACCAGACCAACCUGGCCAAUGAGACGCUCAGCACCAUCAUCAGCAUCCAGCCCAAGGACGGCGGGGGCGGGGCUGGAGAGACCAGGGAGGCCAGCGUGCAGAGACUGGCCAAUGAGAUGCUGGAGAAGCUGCCACCUGACUACGUACGGCAUGAGGUCAAAGGUCAACUGCAGAAGAUGGGUCCUCUUCAGCCAAUGAACAUCUUCCUCCGCCAGGAAGUGGACCGCAUGCAGCGGGUCAUCAGCAGCGUACGGAGCACGCUCAGUGACCUGAAACUGGCCAUCGACGGCUCCAUCAUCAUGUCGCAGGACCUGCGCGACGCCCUCGACUGCGUGUUCGACGCCCGGAUCCCCCGUCUGUGGCUCCGCCUCAGCUGGCCGUCGGCCUCGCUGGGCUUCUGGUUCACGGAGCUGCUGGAGAGGAACCAGCAGCUCCACGCCUGGAUCAGCGCCGGCCGACCAAACCAGUUCUGGCUCACCGGCUUCUUCAACCCGCAGGGUUUCCUGACCGCCAUGCGUCAGGAGACGACUCGCUCCAACCUGUCCAGGGGCUGGGCCUUGGAUACCGUCACCCUUAGCAACGACGUCACCAAGAUGAUGAGGGAGGACGUGUCGGCCCCGCCCCCCGAGGAUGUGGGCGGAGUCUACAUCCACGGCCUCUUCCUGGACGGGGCGGGAUGGGACCGGCGGGGCGCCAAGCUGGCCGAGGCGCCGCCCAAGGUCCUCUUCACUCCCCUCCCGGUUGUCCACGUGUACGCCGUCAACGCAGCCAACAUGGCCGACAGGAAGCAGCCUGCUGGCGGCGGCGUGGCGGCGCUCAGCCUGUACUCGUGUCCCGUCUAUAAGAAGCCGCGGCGGACCGACCUGAACUUCGUCUUCUGCCUGCAGCUGAGGAGCGUCCAGCCGGCGGAUCACUGGACGCUGCGAGGCGCCGCGCUGCUCUGUGACUGCAAGUAAUCAGAUUACUGCGAGGGCUUCACAGAUCUGCUGCUGUGGCUUCCAGGUGUUCCUACCCGACACAGUUAACGGUCUGAUGUGAGUCAGCCUGAGCAGAGGGUCGGUGGAGGACGGGUCGGACCACGUCAGCCGGACCACGUCCAGAGAAGCUGGGUUUUGGUUCUGAGUGUUUUUGUGCUUCAGUUAGUUUUUCAGGUUAAAGCCUGACGAGGUGUGACUCCACGGCUCGGUCCAAUCAGCUGUGUGUGAUUCUACAACUAAUUAAAUAAAAGCAGCAGCUCACGUUCA